AUGGCCGACGAGGAGGUUGUUGUUUUGGGGUUCUGGCCAAUCACGUAUGGGACGAGGGCAACGAUAGCUCAGGACGAGAAGGGUGUCAAGUAUGAGUACAGAGAGGAGGACUUGAGUAACAAGAGCUCACUGCUUCUGCAGAUGAACCCGGUUCUCAUCCACAACGGUAAACCGGUCUGUGAGUCACUCAUCAUUGUGCAGUAUGUUGAUGAGGUUUGGAGGGAUAAAGCUCCUCUGCUUCCCUCUGAUCCUUACCAGAGAGCUCGUGCCAGAUUCUGGGCUGAUUUAAUUGAUAAGAAGGUAUUUGAUGCUGGGAAGAAACUAUGGAGCACAAAAGGAGAAGAACAUGAAGCAGCCAAGAAGAAGGAAUUCAGCGAAAUCCUUGCGCAAUUGGAAGGAGAGCUUGGAGACAAGCCUUAUUAUCACCAUAGGAGCAGAGGCAGACGCACGUUGGGACAAGAGGGGUCGGACGACCCCUUGUAA
Molecule: messenger RNA, 483 nt
Organism: Prunus armeniaca (apricot)
Lineage: Eukaryota; Viridiplantae; Streptophyta; Magnoliopsida; Rosales; Rosaceae
Source: the annotation of a GenBank genome assembly